GAGAGGAAAUUCUUCUUCUUUCUUCUUCUUUUCUUCUUCUUCAAUGGCGACAACCGCACUCUCAUCCAUAGCUUCGGCUGCUUCUGCUUCUUCGCCUCUGAAUCGAGAGCUGAACCUCCCAAAGUCGCCUUUUUUACACGGGGCCAAGCUUGUCGUGACUCCUCCAUCGCUCUCUCAGCUGAAAAGCAGGAGAGGAAGCGGGAAGUGCUGCGUCAAGGCUUCGCUCGACCAUAUUCCGAAGCAAUUCAAACAGGAGAACUUGAAAGAAGGAUUGGCUGAAAAUUUCAAGAAUGUGCCCCAGUAUCUUUAUGGCCUCACGCCAUCCCAGAUGGAUAUGUUCAUGACGGAAGAUAAUCCUGCUCGUCGACAGUCAGAGAAAGUUACAGAGGAAAGUAUCUCUUCAGCAAGAAAUUAUUUGGAUAAUGGAGGCAUGUGGAGCCUCUCCGGAGCUCAUGACAAGAGUCCCUCUAAAUACAGUAUGAGUGUAAGCAUGUACCGAGGAGGCGCAAGAGGAUACGGAAGACCUAGAACUGCUCCUCCUGAUUUGCCAUCAUUGCUCUUAGAUGCUCGUAUAUGCUACUUGGGAAUGCCUAUUGUCCCAGCCGUGACCGAGCUCUUAGUUGCUCAGUUUAUGUGGCUGGAUUAUGAUAAUCCUUCGAAGCCUAUAUACCUAUACAUUAAUUCACCAGGCACACAGAAUGAGAAGAUGGAGACUGUUGGAUCCGAAACCGAAGCAUAUGCUAUAGCUGACACGAUGGCUUACUGCAAAUCAGAUGUUUAUACAGUGAACUGUGGAAUGGCUUAUGGUCAAGCGGCAAUGUUGUUAUCACUUGGAACCAAGGGUUAUCGUGCUCUCCAGCCAAAUUCCUCGACAAAACUAUAUUUGCCAAAAGUGAAUAGAUCCAGCGGAGCUGUCAUAGAUAUGUGGAUUAAGGCUAAAGAACUCGAUGCAAACACUGAGUACUAUAUUGAGCUACUAGCAAAAGGGAUAGGUAAACCCAAGGAAGAAAUUGAAAAGGAUAUCCAGCGACCUAAAUAUUUCCGAGCACAAGAAGCCAUAGAGUAUGGAAUCGGUGACAAGAUCAUUGACUCGAGGGACGCCGCCUUUGAGAAGAGGAAUUAUGAUGAAAUGCUUGCUCAGUCGAAAGCUAUGAGAAGAGGAGCUGGCGUUGGUCCACAAGCUGCUCCCUCUGGAUUUAGGUGAUCAUUGAGCAGUGUACUCCCCUCAUAUGUACAAAGCUAGAACUUUGAAAGCUACUUUGCGCUUGAUCUACAUAGACUGGUCUUUAAGGUGCUAGUAACGCAUUGCUCUGACAGAAGGCGGCCAAUGGUUGGUCUGAGCUCUUCGAGUGGAAUGGUUAUCGCUUUUUGAAUUGCAAGUUCGAAACCUGAUAUUUUGCUUCUGAAUGUUCGUAUUAAAUAGUCUGGCUUUUGUCGUAUAUAGCAUACCUUAGCCUAGCUCUAUCAGAUGUACUCACUCAUGUAUAAUGAUGUCAUGUUAUGUAACUCGAAGAGAUU
Rhodamnia argentea is the source of this 1518-nucleotide messenger RNA. Its product is annotated as ATP-dependent Clp protease proteolytic subunit-related protein 1, chloroplastic. The transcript has 9 exons. Gene Ontology annotation, biological process: protein quality control for misfolded or incompletely synthesized proteins. Lineage: Eukaryota; Viridiplantae; Streptophyta; Magnoliopsida; Myrtales; Myrtaceae. The record is from RefSeq and is a predicted model, not a curated record. The coding region runs from base 44 to 1204 and encodes 386 amino acids. Gene Ontology annotation, cellular component: endopeptidase Clp complex. Gene Ontology annotation, molecular function: ATPase binding; serine-type endopeptidase activity; ATP-dependent peptidase activity.